AUGAGGAGCACUAUUUAUCUCCGCCCGCCGCGGUUCCUCGUCGGCGGUCUAUUUACAGUCUCAUUAGCUUCUUCCGUAGCAAUUCGGGGGCUUCAAUCUGUUUCCGAAGCAAAGAGGAAGAAGCUUGCGAUUUCAUGUUCGUGUUGCAAAGGCAAAGGCUUCUACAGCUGCAAAUUGUGCAGAGGGAAUUCCACCAUAGAGUGGUCUCCGUUGUAUGAUCCAGUCGCCAUUAAUCCAUGCCUUUGCCCAACAUGUGAUGGGAACAGGAUACAGCGGUGUUUAAAUUGUCUGGGGAAGGGAUACACCUGAACAUUGAAGCAGUUAGGGUUUGGAUGUUUUCUGCUGAAAAAAUGUCAUCUUUUGAGCUCCUCUGUGACCAGGAUUUUGAGGGUUUUCUUAUAAGCUGCUGUAAUGGCAGACACUUAAUGAUUUGUUAUGGUGAUUACUGUGAUUUUUUAUAUGUUUAGUUGCCUAUUGACAUAAUUUAGGGAGUUUUCACAAUGGAAUUCGUUAGAUUUCGAGUGUAUUUAAUAGUUUUUUGGCGGCAAAAAUGCCUCCAUUGAGUCUAACUUGAUACCUCAAAGAUGGUAUUUUUCUUGCUUUGAUCAACUUUGAAAAAGCUUCACAUAAUGUCUUUUGAUCGG
This is a messenger RNA of Phalaenopsis equestris, 644 nucleotides long. RefSeq lists its product as uncharacterized. The record is from RefSeq and is a predicted model, not a curated record. The coding region runs from base 1 to 309 and encodes 102 amino acids. Lineage: Eukaryota; Viridiplantae; Streptophyta; Magnoliopsida; Asparagales; Orchidaceae. The transcript has 4 exons.